This is a messenger RNA of Nyctereutes procyonoides (raccoon dog), 2894 nucleotides long. RefSeq names its product primase and DNA directed polymerase (gene PRIMPOL). Gene Ontology annotation, cellular component: nucleus; mitochondrial matrix. The coding region runs from base 384 to 2051 and encodes 555 amino acids. Lineage: Eukaryota; Metazoa; Chordata; Mammalia; Carnivora; Canidae. The transcript is spliced from 15 exons. Gene Ontology annotation, biological process: replication fork processing; response to UV; DNA replication, synthesis of primer. Gene Ontology annotation, molecular function: DNA-directed DNA polymerase activity; chromatin binding. The record is from RefSeq and is a predicted model, not a curated record.
CCUGCCUUUAUCUCUCCCAGAUUGAGAGAAGAACGACCAGUGUGUUUGGCAGGCCUUUUUCUGCAGUAAAACUGAAGAACAGGAUCCUGUGCAAACCCUCCCCAGGGGGCUCAGCAUGCAGGAUCGUCUCGGAAGUGGCGAACUUUGAUCUGGGGCCUUGGGGAAGAAGAAUUUGGGAAAGGCAAGUGAGGCAUUCCAGGAUGAACCUAUUUUUUCUUCCCGGGAAUAUCUCCUAUGCCAGUGACUUUGUGUUGCAAAGUUUUCUGCAAAAGUUCAAGAGAAUAUUUAUCAACCUGAUAAGCACAAGUACUGGAAAGGCACUGUCAAAGUACUGAUAGAAAUCUUACAUGGGAUAGAAUUUCGUUUGUCUAACUUCUAAACCAAUGGAGAGAAAAUGGGAAGCAAAACUGAAGCAAAUUGAAGAACGAGCAUCUUGUUAUGAGAGGAAACCUUUGUCCUCGGUAUACAGACCAAGACUGUCCAAGCCAGAAGAACCACCCUCCAUUUGGAAAUUAUUCCAUCGGCAAACUCAAGCUUUUAAUUUUGUUAAAAGCUGUAAAGAGGAUGUUCAUGUAUUUGCUUUGGAAUACAAAGUGGAUGAUGGACAACGUAUUUACCUGGUGACAACCUAUGCUCAGCUUUGGUUUUAUUAUAAAUCCCGAAGAAAUCUCUUACACUGCUAUGAAGUCAUUCCUGAAAAUGCUGUGUGCAAGCUUUAUUUUGAUUUGGAAUAUAACAAACUUGCCAAUCCAGAAGCUGACGGGAAAAAGAUGGUUGCAUUACUUAUUGAGCAUGUUUGUAAAGCACUCCAAGAGCUAUACAGGGUUGAUUGUUCAGCCGAAGAUGUUUUCAACUUGGAUUCCAGCACUGAUGAAAAAUUUAGCCGCCAUCUAAUAUUUCAGCUCCAUGAUGUGGCAUUUAAAGAUAACAUUCAUGUUGGUAAUUUUGUGAGAAAAAUUUUGCAGCCUGCUUUUCACUUAAUUGCCAGUGAAGAUGAUGAUAGUACUUCAGAGACACCAGGCCUUGGAUUUUCCCAUUUUCCUGAAACACCAAUUAAACAAGGGAUUGCCUUUAGCAAAAUGUCCUCAGAUAAAGAUAGAGGAGAGAACUGGACAUUGGAUUCAAGGGAAUGGGAGAGGCUGGGGUCAGCUAAGCAAAGCAGUCCUGAUCUAUCAUUUUUAGUUGUGAAGAAUAACACAGGAGAAAAGCAUCUUUUUGUAGACCUCGGAGUUUAUACAAGAAAUAGAAACUUUCGGCUGUAUAAAUCAUCGAAGAUAGGAAAGCAUGUGGCUUUGGAGAUUGCUGAAGAUAAUAAAUUUUUUCCUAAACAGUCCAAGAAUAUUUCUGAAGAAAAUCAGUAUUUCCUAUCUUCUUUGGUCAGCAAUGUCAGAUUCUCAGAUACUUUACGAAUUCUGACAUGCGACACAUUUCAGAGUAAACAAAAACGAGUUGAACAUUUUAGCAGUACCAGCACUAAAGCAGAAAACAUUGAAGGUUUCCAUUGUUCACCCUACCCUGAGGUUGAUCGAUUUGUUCUUUCUUUGGUGAAUAAAAAUGGCAUUCAAGGAGGAAUUCGGUGUUGGAACUACUUUUUCCCAGAAGAAUUACUGGUCUAUGAUAUCUGUAAAUAUCGCUGGUGCGAAAACAUUGGAAGAGCCCACAAGAGCAAUAAUAUCAUGAUUUUGGUUGAUCUGAAAAACGAAGUUUGGUAUCAAAAAUGUCACGACCCCGUAUGUAAAGCAGAAAACUUCAAAUCGGACUGUUUUCCUUUACCUGCCGAAGUCUGUCUCCUGUUCCUGUUCAAAGAGGAAGAAGAGUUCACAGCAGCUGGAACGAUGAACAGUGAAACCCAGAAUCCUAAGCCACCGUCGGGUGUGUUGUCAGAAGCCGCUUCCGACGCUGCCUGGGACGACAGCAUUGAUGAGACUGACUUUGUGGAAGCUACUGAAGAUGCUGAACUAGCUGAAGCUGCCGAGAAUGUUCUUCUCAGCUACUCUGGGGGAGUGGAUGAAAUUCCUGAUGAACUGAUCAUGCAGGUAUUACAAGAGUAGCUCGUUAACUGUGGACUCUCACGUAACCGGCUGUGAUCUGGCCUGAAAACGGUUUAACAACCUAAAUGUAUUAAGUUAUAGCACUUUGCUUCUCAAUCCUUGUUUUUUACUGAACUAAGCCCGUUUUAUUGAAGGUUAGCUUAGAAAUCUUACUGAUUGACCAGAGUUGGUCUAUGUUCAUAUCAGCUUAAUUUUGUAAUGUCUAUUUAUAGGUUAAAACUCUUACCUUACUAAACAUUUUUUAAUUGAAGUAUAACUGACAUACUGUAUCCUAUUCAGGUGUAUAUCCUGGUGAGUCGAAAUCCUUAUACUUUACAAAGUGACCCCCAUGGUAAGUCUGGCUACCAUCUGUCACUGCAGCACAUUAGUACAGUAUUACUAUUUCCUGUGCUGUAUAUUACAUCCUCAUGACUUAUUUUAUAACCGGAAGUUUGUAUGUCUUAAUCAUUUUCACCUAUUUUGCCGCCCCACCCCCACCCCCCUCCUCCCUCUGUAACCAACAAUUUCUUGUAUCUAGGAGUCUAUUUCUGUUGGGUUAUUUUAUUUUUUCAUUUUUUUAAAAUAUCAAUUCAUUACCAACAUAUAGUACAUCAUUAGUUUCAAAUGUGUUUGGUUUUUGAAAUUCCACAUGCAAGUGAAGUCAUGGACUUUUUUGACUUAUUUCUCUUAGCACAAUAUCCUCUAGGUCCAUCCGUGUUGUUACAAAUAUCAAGUUGUUAUUCUUUCGUAUGGCUGAGUAAUAUUCAUGGGUGUGUCUGUGUACACAUUUUCUUUAUUCGUCUGUCACUGGACACUUGGGUUGCUUCCAUAUCUUGGCUGCUUCAAUAAACAACAAUGCUUACA